GCUCUGAACAAUUUACAGUCGACCUUUCAGGGAUUUGGCCACGUCAACAGUGAAAAUGUCUUCAAGGUGUGUGAUGAACCUCACCCGGUCCUGAUCAAAGACAUGCUGCAACACUGUGUUUUGGGUCACCUGGAUGAUGCCUACAAGGUCAUGGCACACCUAUGGCGUCUGGGAUACUCAGCAGAAGAUAUCAUCACUAUCAUGUUUCGCGUCUGCAAAAAUCAUGACAUGCAUGAGUGGCUCAAAUUGGAGUUCAUAAAG
This is a messenger RNA of Candidula unifasciata, 261 nucleotides long. The record is from the annotation of a GenBank genome assembly. Lineage: Eukaryota; Metazoa; Mollusca; Gastropoda; Stylommatophora; Geomitridae.